UCUUUUUCUCUCACGCCGAGUGCUGAUCCCUUGCAUUGCCUGCCUGCUAUACUAAAACACUUUACACUCACGCUGCAGGAGACGGAGAGAGGAACCAAACUAGUAGCUCCCUUUCCUUGCUUGCGAGCCCAAGAAACGAUAGGAGGGGAACAAGCCGAGAUCUCCAGCAUGGGGAGGGGAAGGAUUGAGAUCAAGAGGAUCGAGAACAACACGAGCCGGCAGGUCACCUUCUGCAAGCGUCGCAACGGGCUCCUCAAGAAGGCUUACGAGCUCUCCGUCCUCUGCGACGCCGAGGUGGCGCUCAUCGUCUUCUCCAGCAGGGGCCGCCUCUACGAGUACUCCAACAACAGUGUGAAGGCUACAAUUGAGAGGUACAAGAAGGCACAUGCUGUUGGAUCAUCAUCUGGGGCCCCACUCUUAGAGCUCAAUGCCCAGCAAUACUACAAGCAAGAAUCCGCGAAACUGCGCAACCAAAUCCAGAUGCUGCAGAACACUAACAGGCACUUGGUCGGUGAUUCCGUGGAAAACUUGUCACUUAAAGAGCUGAAGCAGCUUGAGAGUCGCCUGGAGAAAGGCAUUUCAAAGAUCAGGGCAAGGAAGAGUGAGCUGCUGUCAGCAGAGAUCAAUUACAUGGUCAAAAGGGAGACUGAGCUCCAGAAUGACCACAUGAACCUCAGGACCAAGAUUGAGGAGGGAGAGCAGCAGCUGCAGCAGGUGACCGUGGCCCGGUCUGCCGCCAUGGCCGCCGCCAGUGCGGAGCUGAACCCAUUCUUGGAGAUGGACACCAAGUGCUUCUUCCCCGCCGGCCCCUUCGCGGGGCUGGACAUGAAGUGCUUCUUUCCAGGAGGCUUGCAGAUGCUGGAGGCACACCGCCAGAUACUCACCACCGAGCUCAACCUCGGCUACCAGCUGGCGCCACCGAGCGGCGACGACAUCAAUAAUCCUCAUCAGUUCUAAGCUGCAUGAGGAGCUACUCAGGUGAACUGUCGCCAAUAAUGGAAGCUGGCAGUUCACUAUUGCCUCUAGAUGUUCUUGCAUUGGCGUGUGUGACCUUGCUUGUUAUGUUGUGUGUUCAUGCCUUUUGUGUCUGACUAUGUCCUUGCUGUUCGGUCUACUGAUGGAGAACUAAAACCUAAUUGAUGACAUAAAUGAUCAGAUGCUGCAGCACCUGUGAGGCUGUGAUCAGUAUCUGUUAUAUAUAUAAUUAUAUAUGGUCAGUCCAAAGCAUAUACUA
Messenger RNA from Panicum virgatum (switchgrass), 1234 nucleotides. RefSeq names its product MADS-box transcription factor 13-like. Gene Ontology annotation, cellular component: nucleus. Gene Ontology annotation, biological process: positive regulation of transcription by RNA polymerase II. The transcript is spliced from 8 exons. Lineage: Eukaryota; Viridiplantae; Streptophyta; Magnoliopsida; Poales; Poaceae. Gene Ontology annotation, molecular function: protein dimerization activity; RNA polymerase II cis-regulatory region sequence-specific DNA binding; DNA-binding transcription factor activity, RNA polymerase II-specific. Bases 169 to 957 code for a protein of 262 amino acids. The record is from RefSeq and is a predicted model, not a curated record.